AUGUCAUCCCAUUUUCACAAGAAAGCAGCACAAUGCCUUAUUCUCAGUGAAUAUACCAAACCCCAAAAAAAUACCGUUGAGGCACUCAUUUUGUACUUUGCCUCAGAGACUAUUCGACAUCCUGGACUGCCUUUCAGCCUGCACAUCGUGUUUGGUAUCAUUGUUCGCAUAGCCAUGCGCAUGGGAUAUCAUCGCGACGGCUCAUUGUACCCGAGCAUCUCCGUCUUUCAAGCAGAGAUGCGUCGUCGAGUCUGGACCUGGAUUCGUAUGGCCGAUAUACUGAUGUCUUCACAACUUGGAAUGCCAAGACUCAUUGCAGAAGGUGUCGAUGAUACAGCGAUUCCUCUGAAUUUGCUUGAUGACGACUUUGAUGAAGAUAUUGUGAAGUUACCGAGCCCUAGGUCUGACCUUGAGUCCACAGCAAUAUCCUAUCUUGUGCAGAAAAGCAAGCUGAUAGAAGUUCUUGGGAGGAUAAUAACCACCGUCAAUCACCGAACACCUAUCACAAAUAGCAAGAUGAUGGAACUCGAUGAACACCUUGGUGAGGUACAUCGCUCUCUACCACCAUGGCUCCUAGUCAAAGCACGUACCAGUUUCAUUACUGAUGCUCCUCACGUCCUUCUCCGACGCAUUGCUAUUGAUAUGGCUUACCGGAGGGCUCAAUGUAUCUUGCAUCGGCGAUCAUUCUAUUUGCAUUCGCAGGAUACGUACUGCCAAUAUUCAAGAAAUGUAUGCGUCAAAGCUGCAAUGCAGAUCUUGGAUCACCAAUCAUCACUUUACAAAAACGCCCAGCCAGGAGGCUGUUUCCAUCAAGAGCGUUGGAAGAUGACCUGGCAUUAUACCAACGACUUUCUACUUGGCGCCGUCAUUCUAUACCUUGAACUUAGAUCUAUGGUUCAAGGCCGACAAGAUGAGCAGAACGUGCCCUAUCCCAGGAGAGACUUGAUGAAAGCCAUCCACGGAUCCUUCGAGAUCUGGGCCCAAGCGUCAGCGACUUCCAAUGAAGCCGCAAAUGCUUCACAUAUCUUAAGUCUAAUGCUUGAGAACCUAGGUGUUACAUCAAAUGCUACAAUUGGCACGAUAUCACACCCUCCAGGGAAUCCAGGUCCAAGCAAUCAUAAUUUUAUGCGUGAGUUUGGUGCCGGCUGGAGCCCCCCCCCCCCCCCCCCCGCGGAACGAAUUUUGUGCACCAAACACCAUGUACAGAAUUGA
Messenger RNA from Exophiala aquamarina CBS 119918, 1212 nucleotides. RefSeq lists its product as uncharacterized. Gene Ontology annotation, molecular function: zinc ion binding; DNA binding. Gene Ontology annotation, cellular component: nucleus. The record is from RefSeq and is a predicted model, not a curated record. Gene Ontology annotation, biological process: DNA-templated transcription. The transcript has a single exon. Lineage: Eukaryota; Fungi; Ascomycota; Eurotiomycetes; Chaetothyriales; Herpotrichiellaceae. The coding region runs from base 1 to 1212 and encodes 403 amino acids.